Molecule: messenger RNA, 3389 nt
Organism: Mauremys mutica (yellowpond turtle)
Lineage: Eukaryota; Metazoa; Chordata; Testudines; Geoemydidae
Gene: GALNT17
Product: polypeptide N-acetylgalactosaminyltransferase 17
Exons: 11
Coding region: 664-2460 (598 amino acids)
Cellular component (GO): Golgi apparatus
Source: RefSeq, a predicted model, not a curated record
GAGCCGCCGUGCACCGACUGAGACCCCGGGCUCGCCGGGUCCUUCCCCGCCCUGCCCCCCUGAGAUAACUCUGCGGCUGCAGGGAGGAUGGAGCGGGGCUGGGGGCACCUUCCGCCUGGCUUGAUCUAGCGAGUGACUUGAAGGGAGCGGGGGAAACCCACCGCUGGGAAAUCCCCCUGCCCCCCCGUCUGAAAGCCACGUUCACUCCGGAGUUGCCAUGAAGGACACCCAGUGCCAACCCUGCGGGGCUCGCCUCCUGGAGCCCAGCCCGUCCGCGUGAAGCCGGCAGCCUGCGCUGUGCGGAAUCGCUGGGGCGGGGGCAGCAUUACAGGGGACCAGGGGUUGCGGCACCGGCUUCCCCAUCCCGGGGACGAGUCUCCUCCGGACGCCGCGGCUACAGCCCCCGAAUUGUGCUCUCCAUCUCUUCUGCACCUGCUGGGCACCAGGGAGCCGUCCUGAGCCGGCGCCUUGCCAGAACCCCCCGCUUUGCUGCUGCACGCUCGCUGCUUCGGCUUGAGACAGCUCCUCCCGGGGAGGUGGGAUGUGCUCGCACCUGCAGCCACCUCCCAUCCCAAGCCACCUUUGCGUCUCUAGCCAGGAGGCUCCCCACACGCCGCUCCUCGUUUGCCAAGCAGCAGCUGAAGUGGCCACCCUGGGAGUUUGAUGGCUUCUUUGAGGCGAGUCAAAGUUCUGUUGGUGUUGAACUUGAUUGCAGUGGCUGGCUUUGUCCUCUUUCUGGCCAAGUGUAGACCCAUCACUGUCAAGAGCGGGGAUUCCUUCCAUGAAAUCCACCCCAGGGCAGAAGUGGCCAACUUGACAGCCCAUGGCAUCAGCCCUAUCCAGGAUGCAGUACUGAAAAGGCUCUCCCUUCUAGAAGAUAUAGUCUACAGGCAGCUAAAUGGUUUGUCUAAGUCCCUUGGUCUCAUUGAAGGCUACGGUGGGCGUGGUAAAGGUGGGCUUCCUGCUACCCUCUCCCCGGCGGAGGAAGAGAAAGCUAAGGGGCCACACGAGAAAUAUGGCUAUAAUUCCUACCUCAGUGAGAAAAUUUCACUGGAUCGUUCCAUACCGGAUUAUCGUCCAACCAAGUGCAAAGAGCUGAAAUAUGCAAAGGAUCUGCCCCAGAUUUCCAUUAUUUUCAUCUUUGUGAAUGAAGCGUUGUCAGUGAUCCUGCGGUCAGUGCACAGCGCUGUUAAUCACACGCCAGCCCACCUCCUGAAAGAGAUUAUCCUUGUGGACGACAACAGUGAUGAAGAGGAAUUGAAGGCACCUCUGGAAGAGUACGUCAACAAACGAUACCCGGGGCUCGUGAAGAUGGUGCGCAACCAGAAAAGAGAAGGCCUGAUCCGAGCUCGUAUUGAAGGCUGGAAAGCCGCUACGGGCCACAUCACUGGAUUCUUUGAUGCCCAUGUGGAAUUCACUGCUGGCUGGGCUGAGCCAGUUCUGUCGCGAAUCCAAGAAAACCGGAAAAGGGUUAUUCUUCCGUCAAUCGACAAUAUCAAGCAGGACAACUUCGAGGUGCAGCGUUAUGAGAACUCUGCCCAUGGAUACAGCUGGGAGUUAUGGUGCAUGUACAUUAGCCCUCCCAAAGACUGGUGGGAUGCUGGUGACCCUUCACUGCCAAUCAGGACACCUGCCAUGAUUGGCUGUUCGUUUGUUGUAAAUAGGAAGUUCUUUGGAGAAAUAGGUCUUCUGGAUCCUGGAAUGGAUGUAUAUGGAGGAGAGAACAUAGAGCUAGGAAUCAAGGUGUGGCUGUGUGGUGGCAGCAUGGAAGUGCUGCCAUGCUCCAGAGUCGCUCACAUUGAACGCAAGAAGAAGCCCUACAACAAUAACAUUGGUUUCUACACCAAGCGGAAUGCUCUGCGAGUGGCCGAAGUGUGGAUGGACGAUUACAAGUCUCACGUUUACAUUGCGUGGAACUUGCCACUGGAGAAUCCAGGCAUUGACAUUGGGGAUGUCUCGGAGAGAAAAGCAUUAAGAAAAAGCUUAAAGUGUAAGAAUUUCCAGUGGUACCUGGACCAUGUUUACCCAGAAAUGAGGAGAUACAAUAAUACUAUUGCCUAUGGGGAGCUUCGUAACAACAAAGCGAAGGAUGUAUGCCUUGACCAGGGUCCACAGGAGAACCACACAGCAAUACUGUAUCCAUGCCACGGCUGGGGACCUCAGCUUGCCCGCUACACCAAGGAGGGAUACCUUCACUUGGGGGCCCUUGGGACCACGACUCUCUUGCCUGAUACCCGCUGCCUGGUGGAUAACAUGAAAAGCCGGCUCCCUCAGCUCCUUGAUUGUGAAAAGGUCAAGAGCAGCCUCCAUAAACGCUGGAAUUUCAUACAGAAUGGUGCGAUCCUGAAUAAGGGAACUGGGCGCUGUCUGGAAGUGGAGAACAAAGGAAUGUCCGGCAUUGAUCUAAUUCUUCGCAGCUGCACGGGACAAAGAUGGACAAUUAAAAACUUCAUCAAGUAAAGGUGUAAGGGCCAGAGCAGUCUGAAGAUCUUCACUCACAACACAAGUGACUUGGACUGAUCAGACAGGGAUCCUUUUCACAACUUUGGAAAGAAAGAAAUAUAAAAACAGAGCUUUAUUCACGGUAUCAGGAGAGGACCUUGGGGGAAGUGGGCAUUCGUGGUUUGUUUUUUUUAUUGUAUAUUAGCUGAUUCCAACUGGGUGAAAUUGCGUCAGAACUGUUAUUUUUCGUCUAGCAAGAGCUCUCAAGGUAUCACUUAUAUCUGCUGGAAUGAAGCCGGUGCAGUCUUGUGGACGGUUUGUUGACAGGGAAGUGAUGCUUUCACAAAUGACUUGAAGCUCUUAGCAAGGGCCAUCAAGGUUUAUACCAGGACCAGAGUUAAGAGACCUUGGACUAACCCACUUGUCAAGCAAGAGCAUUUCUCUGUAUAAAACAGAAAAAAUUGCCGAGUUUGGAAGCCUAAAGUGAGCUGCGUUAAAGUUCUUAGGUGUUUUUAAAUGUCUCCUCUCUCCCUUUCUCUCACCCACCUUCUUCUUCAACCUGGGACAGGCAUGCUUUAAAGUGACAGGUCUCAAAGCCAUCUCCAAAUAGCUCCUUGAUUUCCCUCUCCCAGCAGCAGGAUACCAACUAUACAUACAAAAUGAUGGGGCCUCAAUUAGCUGUUACAACUCCAGAAAGCGAUUUUGGCAUCAUCAUGGAUAGUUCUCUGAAAACAUCUGUUCAAUGUACUGGGGCAGUCACAACAGCCAACAGGAAGUCAGGAACCGUUAAGGAAGGGAUAGAUAAUCAGACAGGAAAUAUCAUAGUGCCAAUAUAGAAAUCCAUGGUGCACCCACUUCUUCAAUACUCAAAAAAGAUAUAUUAGAACUGGAAAAGAUACCAAGAAGGGCAACAAAAUCUAAGGGGUAUAGAACAGCUUGCAUAUGAG